CAUGCGGGUUAAAAAUGUAUUUCCAUCCUCUUUCCUUGUUAUUCCACGGAAAUACCGUACGCCCGUCGGCGCAAUUUAGGACAUACACCGCCACACAGAUUCGCACGCGUUUCGUCCCUUUUGACAAAAUCAGCCCCCAAUUUCCAAUUUCCAAUCCAGGCACGGAGAGGAAAGAGCAAACCCUAAACCUAAAAGGAAAGUUCGUCCUUUAAUUCUCGCCAAAACCCUCAAUUUCAAUCUAACCUUCUCAUUCUAUCACAAAUCGUAACCCCAAUUCUCAAGAAGAAUGCUUCUUACUCCGGGUCACUCUCCUCGCCACCUCUCAUCCCCUUCACCGUCUGCAAUUUCCGAUACUUCCGUCCAAACCCCAAGAAGUUCCGCCCAAAUCACUUCCAGAAACCCUAGAGGCCAUCCCACAGUCCUCGACGAAGACACCUAUGUCGCCGCGAUCGAGAAGAUCAUCGAAAGGGACUUCUUUCCCGAUAUCUCGAAGCUUCGGGACCGCCUUGACUGGCUCGAAGCGAUCAAGACCCGGGACCCGGUUCAGAUCCGCGAUGCCCAGUUGAAGAUCAUUGAGCGCCGCGGCAAGAAGGUAACUCAUAAUCCUGACCCUGAUGGUAGAACCCCUGGUUCGACUUUUAUGCGUAGUUUCACCCCUGCCGAUGAAUUUGAUGGUAAAACCCCGAAAACUCCCGGUGUUUCAAACAUGGGAUUGUUUGGUGAGGUAGAGUCUAACGGGGCUGAUGAUGGGGUAGAGGCCUCGUUGUCGCUCGACCAGUUUUUUAGGCGGUAUACGAGUGAGGACAAUCAGAGUUUUUCAAAUAUUAUGGAGAAGGUGAAUAGGAAGAGGAAGGAGAGAUAUGAGUAUUUGACAGAAGGAGAAAAGGAGGAUGUUAAAUCGAUUGAGGAUGCCAAGAGGGAUAGGAUUACAGAUGGGUAUGGGACGUCUGAUCAGCCCCCGUUUACAUUGGAAGGGUGCAAGUUUACGGCAAAGAAUUUGCUGAUGUACCAUCCAGCUGAUCGCGGUGAGGCCCCAUUGACAACAGAGGAACGGGCAGUUAGGAUGAAGUGUUUGGAGAAGGAGAUUAGUCGAGCCAAUACUCGAUUGCAUGGCAAGAUGCUGGAUUCUAGGCCAAAGGAGGAUGGUAUGGCUGAGGUUCUUUAUACCACAGUUGCAGGUGCAACCCCGGUUAUUAUGGAUAGGGAUGGGGAUAAGUUUAAGAAGUAUGAUUUGGAUGAUUUGAGGAAGACCCCGAAUCCUUUUUAUGUGGAAUCUGGGAAGAAAGCGGAGAAUGGUUAUAGUUUUGUGCGGACACCAUCACCAGCACCGGGUGUUGAUGAAUCUCCAUUUAUUACAUGGGGUGAAAUUGAAGGGACGCCCCUGAGGUUGGACCUGGAGGACACUCAGAUUGAUAUUGGCGGUGGUGAAGGGCCUCAUUAUAGGAUCCCGUGCCCGCCUGUAAGAGAUGAAAAGGCUCACUCACUGUCAAGGGAAGCUGCACGCAAAUUGAGGGAAAGGUCAAAAAUGUUUCAGAAGCCACCAUUGCCAACGCCCUCUAGAGGUGGCAGUGCCAGUCCGAGUGUGCGGACGCUAUCUCCCGCUGCCCAGAAGUUUGUCAGGAAUGCAAUUGCCAAGUCUUCAUCUUCUGUUGAUGAAACUCUUCGUGCCAGUUACAGAGGUACAAGUCCUGGGUUUUCUACACCUAAAGGUGGGAGGAGUAUGUCAAGGUUGGGAAGAGAUGCUAGUAUCAUUUCAAGAUCACCAUCUCCAAGGGUGGACUCUAAUCCUCCUUGGUAAUUAGGAGUUUUCUUUGUUUAGAAUCAAUGCUUUGUUUGGCACUGGAGAAGCCUUAUGUAUUUUAACCAUAUAUGUAAAAAUUCAGUUGUUUCUCUUUAUGUUGAUAAGUGGAAGAUUAUUAUAACAAGCUCCAAAUAUUCUAGAUUUC
This is a messenger RNA of Prunus avium (sweet cherry), 1946 nucleotides long. RefSeq names its product DGCR14-like protein. The record is from RefSeq and is a predicted model, not a curated record. Gene Ontology annotation, cellular component: catalytic step 2 spliceosome. Lineage: Eukaryota; Viridiplantae; Streptophyta; Magnoliopsida; Rosales; Rosaceae.